Molecule: messenger RNA, 3846 nt
Organism: Biomphalaria glabrata
Lineage: Eukaryota; Metazoa; Mollusca; Gastropoda; Planorbidae
Exons: 3
Coding region: 247-2127 (626 amino acids)
Source: RefSeq, a predicted model, not a curated record
UAGUUUUCAGCAGUUAAAAAAAAUAACCCACCAAUAUAAGGUGGAAAAACAAAGUAGGAAGCAGCAUUGUGUCAUUUGAAUUUCAGAUAGAGUAGACCUAUCUAAAACUAGACAUCUAGUCUAGAGUCAAGAUAGAUUUACGUCUUGAAGUUAUGAAUAUCAUUCACUACAGACAGAUCUAGAUCUAAAUCUAGUCAGGCUCAUUUUUUUAAAAACUACAUUGAAAUAAGGAAACAGGCUAAAAGAAUGGAUUUUCUUAUUGCUUAUAAGGAAGCUAAGCAAUUUGGCUUUACUAAAGAGGAAUUCUUUAAGAUGUGGGACAAACAAAUUACUUUAAACAUGAUUAUUGCAUCAAAGCUUCUCAGCAAAACAAGAUGUGGGGCAGAAACAAUUGUUGAAGCUACAUCCCACAAAGCUGAAAAAUUACUGGUUGAGCUAGAAUCUGAAGCCUCUCAAGGUCAUAUUUUAAACUCUGAUCUUGAACAUUUAAAAUCUGUUUCACAUAAGAUAACAGAUGUGAUAGAAAGAUCUAUUAGAUUGAACGCAGAAAGUGGCAGUCACAAGGAACAGAAAGUUAAAAGAAAAUGCAAACAAGCUGACUUGGUCAACUAUGAAUUGGACAAUAUUCAUGCCAAAUUAAAUCAGGAGCAUGUUUUAAUGACUGAUAAAGUGGAGAGCCACAUAGCAAUGAUGCAUCAGGAAGUGGAAAAUCUGCUCCAGCAGACAGUUUCAAAAGAUGCUCCACCAAUAUUGACAGAAGAGCUUCCUGAUUUAAAAAAAGCUUCUUCUGCUAGUAUGUCUACCAGUAAUUUUGAUAUUUCAAAGGAUGCUCUGCCAAUAAUGAUAGAAGAGCUUGAUGGUUUAAAAUAUAUUACCACCAAUGGUCAAACAGUGCACUCCAAAAGUGCCAAUCUUGUCCAUAAUAUAUCUGAUGAGCCCAAUAUGACUGCUUCUGACACUAUUCCUACUAAUUUACUGUCAGACAGUGAAAUGUUAGCAACUAAUUCUUUUACAAAAUUGACACAAGCUGUACAUUUUGUAUCAAGUUUUGCCCCAAAACUUUUGUUUGGUGAACUUGGAGACAAAUGGUCUUCAGUUAAUUCACUUACUGAAAGGGAUAGUAAUUUUUCAAAUGGUGCAUAUGGAUCUUCAGUUGAUGCUGAUAAGAUGCAAAGCUCAGUGGAUGCCAAUCAUUUGUUAGGAAAGCAGUCAGGUGAGUUAGACCACCACCAACUGGAUUUCAGUGCCACUAACCUUAGUUCAUCAUUUUCCAUGAACGGCUUUGUCAACUUCAGUACAAAUAAUUCAAACUUGUCUGAUAUAAGUAACACUUUUCAAACCAACAUGUACACAAAAAAUUUAAAAGACAAUAAUUUACUCAGCACAAAAAAAUCAUCUAUUUCAAUGGAACUUCCAAAUUCCAAAAACACUCCAUUAAAUCAGGAAAUACUUCAAAGUGAAAAGAUUGGUAUCAUUAGAGAUCAGAUAUCACUGACAGACUCUGUUUCAUCUUUUUCUGGUGUUAGUGAUGCAAACCCUUUUAAUAGAAUAAAAAAAACAUCUAGGUCUCAUGAAGUAGACAGAUCCACCUGUUAUUCAUAUGAACUUUAUACUGCUGACCCAGAGAUAAUUAAGUGUUUUAAAACAUCUGCCAUUUCUAUCAUUCAGAGACCUAGUUACAUUCCAAAGUAUGGAGAUUACUUCUACAUGUCCAGCAAACACAGCCUUCAUAAACACAGUGACUUAUUUUAUUCAUCUUUUUACACCAUUGCUAAAACUGAGUUGAAGGUUCGCCUGUGCCAUUUUUUUAAUGAGAACUCUGAGCUUUCUGUGUUUGCACAAUUUUCUGGAGGAGCCUUAAGUCAAAGUAACAAAAGAUCUGUUACUCUUGCUGGAGAAGGCUUCAUUUCUUGUGGCAUAGUCGGUGGCUACAGAUCUGUCCGAAUCUGGAAACUUGAAGCCUUCGAUUGUCUCAAAUUGAGUGAUUCACAAGAGUUGUCAGUAAAAGCCAAUGUUGGUCUGGUUUCUAAUAAACCUGUCACUUUCAAAGAGCUUGUGGGUAAAGGCUAUGAUUUAAGUGGGUUCUUUGAAUUUCUCUGGUAUGUGAAAGUAGUGAAAUCAAAGUAAAUGUAUCCAGAAUACAAUUUGUACAAUUUUUUUUUUUUUUUACUGGCACUGAUUUCUAAUUUUGAUGUGUUCACUUUAUAUUAUUUUAUCAAUGCUUAAAUUGGACAAGAAUUUUGUUACAUGGUCUAAAUAGUUUUCUUUAACAACCAAAGUGAAAUAAAUUAUGGUCUGAUAUUGGAGAUUUAAUGAGAGCUAGGUAGCUAACAUAAUACUGACUUUCAUAAAAUGAUCUAUAGCUAUUACCCCCUCCCUCCUUCAAAUAGUUUUCAACCUAAUGACUAGUCAGCUUGACUAGCAGAUUCUCACUCUAUUGAUGUUCACUUUUGGUUUCAGUUUUUCUUACUGAAUACUACUAAAAAUAAAAGAACAUACCAUCUUUUCUUGCCUUUGUUGCUCUCUUAAAGCUUCUCUUUCUUUAGCCAAAUCUUUUUUGGUAUCCAGAGCUUUCAUUUUGCCUUUUUUUGGUACAGGUACCACCUUUUCAGGUUUGUUUCUUUUAGCUGCCAAUUUAGUUUCAUUUCUUGGGCUUGCAUUUUCCAAAAUGUCCUCCUCUGCUUUUUUAAUUUUUUCCUGUUGAAAAAGGAAAUAAAUUAAUAGUCAAGCAUGAAAUGUUAAUACCAUCUCUCAUCUGUUUAAUAUUUAGUAAAACUUAAGAAAUUUUAUUUAUGUUAAUUUUUUUUUUUAUACUAGAAAAUUGAAUUUACAAUAGUUAUGAAUUUUAACAGAGCAUUUUUACAAUUUAUGAUCUAAAUUUUAUCAAUAGAUCUGAAUUUUAAUAGCAAUUUUAUUUAUAAAAUGUGAAUCUUACCAGAGCAACUUUGUAUUUACAUACAUGUAUAUAUCUGGAUUGCAAGUGGGAAGUUGUUUUGUUUAUUACAGUAGAUUUCAAUUUUAACAUGGCAUUUUUGCAUUUAUAAGAUAUUUAGAUUUUAACAGGGCAAAGUUGUAUAUUUACAAUGUGUCAAUUUUGUAAUUUACAAUUUUACAUUUAAUAAUGGCAAUUUUUAGUUACAGUAACAGGGAUAUUUUAUUUUUACAAUAAUCUUAGAUAUUUUGAUUUACAUGUAAUACACUAUGUAAUAGAUCAACUUGAAGAUAAUUCUACCUGCAAUGCUUCUUGGGCAGCUUUAAAAUCUUCUUCAGUAAAACCUUCUGAUUCAUUGACUACAGUUAUACUAGGUCCUAAAACAUUGUUUACUGCUAGUUUCACUGAAAUUAAGGAGUUGAUAUAUUUAUAUAUAUGUGGGAAGUAUUAUGUUUUGCUACAUAAAUAAACAUAUAUAUAUAGAAUAGAAAUUCACUUAAAUAUGUGCCAAUGAUUACUUUUUAAAAUUUCUUCUUCCAUUUCUCUUUCUGUUUCCUGAGCACUCUUCCUUGCAAACAUUUCUUUCAGGUAUUCUGGAACUUCUGGUUCCUGUCUCUGAACCACUAUUUUUUGUCUUUGUGGUGGGCGUUGGCUAACUGGUGGUGGCUUGAUUUUAUUUUGCUGUACCAGAAAAAAAAAAGAUUUUAAAAAACAAUUUUGAUUUAUUUGCUAUUUUUAAAUAAACAAUCUUUAAACAUAUGACCAUGUAACACAUAUAUAAACAAUGUAAUGAUAUUAUGUACAAAAUAUUUGCAAUGUUAAUGUAUGAUGUGUAUAUUUCGGUUUCAGAAAAGAAAUAUUAACAGUGCUAACUCUUGAACUUUUAAAGAAAAUAAAUGUUUAUUACUUCAGAA